This is a messenger RNA of Staurois parvus, 341 nucleotides long. The record is from the annotation of a GenBank genome assembly. Lineage: Eukaryota; Metazoa; Chordata; Amphibia; Anura; Ranidae.
GCUCAGGAAGCAUGCAGCGCGGCAAUCGGCGGUGCGCUGUGUUCCUCGGACACAGCGGAUCACCGAUCUACGGAAAGCGCCGAAAAUGUCGGCUCGGUCAUGUGAUCAGCUGUGUCCAAUCACAGCUGAUCACAUGGGACACGUAUACUGAUCAUCACCUGUCAGUUUCCAUCAGUGCCAGCUGUCAGUGCUGAACAGUGCCACAUCAAUGCCACAUAUCAGUGCCCAUCUGAGCUGCCUUUCAGUGUCACCCAUCAGUGCCAGUCAGUGCCACCUAUCAAUGCCAAUCAGUGCCACCUAUCUGUGCCAGUCAGUGCCGCCCAUCAGUGCCGCCUAUCAGU